This is a messenger RNA of Mercenaria mercenaria, 6547 nucleotides long. RefSeq lists its product as uncharacterized. The record is from RefSeq and is a predicted model, not a curated record. NCBI's taxonomy places the organism in Eukaryota, Metazoa, Mollusca, Bivalvia, Venerida, Veneridae. The transcript is spliced from 3 exons. Bases 1 to 1599 code for a protein of 532 amino acids.
AUGUCUGCCGAGCAGGUUACUGAAUUUUGCCUUCUCGCGAUCGGAUUCUUUACAAUUUACAUUGAUCCUUGGGAAACCUGCUUACAGAGUCAUUCAGAAUCUGUUGCCAGCUGCUUACUUGAAAAAAAUAUACUCCCAAACAAAAGACAGUUAGAAGAGAUUGCCAAAAUAUUUGAUGGUAAACAAAAAUCUUCCAUCGUGAGAAAAUGCUGUAGCAAGAUCAGUGAAAACAUCAAGGGUCUUUCUGAAAAGAUCAACGGAGUUUGGCCAGCUUAUAGAUUUGGCGAAAACGGAAAAGAAAAUUUCGCUUUUGUCAUAUGUACUAACGAGGAUAUAGAUUUGAAUAAUAGACUGAAAUAUGAAUAUAAAAUACGCGUUAUAGGUAAAUGUAACAAUGAAGCCAGGGAUGUCACGUUUAGUACAGAAAACAUAAGCUAUAAGAUGAAUCCAGAUGAUACAAAGAAAAUAAAAAUGUUCAUAGCAAAAAACUCAAGGGACCUUUUGAAACGACAGAGUAUGCUCAGUGGAAUAUCAGCUAGCUCCGUCAAGUCAAAAAAAUAUAGUACAAACAAAUGGGAAAAAGUCCCCUGUCCAUGUCUGGUGUUUUAUGUUCACACAAAAAAUUACAUACCGCUCGACGAAGAUCCGUUUGAAAAAGAAUACGAUGGUAUACCGGUUGAUGUACGGGAGGGCGCAUUUACGAGGUUUGGACGGGAUGGCCAUUGUAGUACAAAAUAUCAACCAGAUGUAAAAAUUGCAUGCGAAAUAAGAGGAGCAAAUUCAUCUGGAACUCUCAGUGGAUUCCUUGAGUUGCCAGACUCAACAGAUAUAUUCGGAUUCACAUGUGCACAUGCAGUUUUAUCUACUGAUGUUUUAAGAAAAUACCUUUUGAAAAGUGGCAACAAAUCUUUUAACGUUCAGCCAGCAAAUGCUGAUGAAAAACUGGAAAGUAUGGUUUAUCAGCCAGUGAAUUCAGAAGAAGUACUAGGGAAUGUGGUAAAAGUAGCUUACCAAGAGGGUGGAAAGGGGACAAGCGGAAUGGAAAUUGCAAUUGUCAAACUUCAAAAGGCUAGAUAUCCGAUUUCCGGGAAGAUAAGUGAUUUUGAAAGUGAAACAAACGAACAUACAUUUGAAACUGGAAAGGUAGCCGAACGUGCCUCAAUACAGUAUGGAGAAGACGUCGUGAAAUUUGGUUCUACUUCGGGUAUAUCUCAAGGUAGGAUUGCAUUUGAUGAUGCUACUGUGCGUGGGCUAAGCUUUCCUUGGAAUAAAGAUGACUGUGUCAUACUUUACAACCAGCUAGAGGUCUGGUCCCUGAACUUACACGAAAGAUUUGCUGUUAAUGGAGAUUCUGGAGCACCUGUCUAUGUCUCAAGAAACGAUGAACUUAAUUGUGUUGGAAUAGUAGAGGGUGGAUAUGACAUUGGGAAUUGUGUGGUUACACCUGUUGAUGGAUUAUUAAGAGAACUGGCUAUUCGUUCUUUAAAAGAUUUCCGAGGUUAUCCUAGCAGAAAGGAAAAGUCUGAAACUACUAACAUAAAACAGGACGUGCUACCGAGGCACGUGAGAAAACGGAAAUGUAUUGGAAGAUUACACUAAACAGGAAGUGACUGCUCACUGUUACAUGUGAAGAAGUUCAAAAUGUAGUUCCACGUUGUUUAUGAAAUCUGGUAUAAUGAAUCAUAUGAGGAUGUGGUAGUUAUAUUUUUGGCUUAGUUUUAUUGCUUAUUGCAUUGAAAAAGGUCUAGACCAUUUUCAUUGUGAAUUUCUAGGAUUCUGUUUAUGUCUACAUACGCGUAAUUGCUAAACGGAAAUUUUCAUGGGAGCAUAUUCAGAGGGUGAUGUUUUCAGAACAGAUUAUUUUUCUUAUAUGAAACAUAAAUUUUUUUUAUAUUUUUUUUGGUAAGAACACAUCGAGGGCUCAACGCGAAACUAGUCUAUCUGCUUCUAUUUCUAUAUACACUUAGACUAGUUUUGCGUUGAGCCCUCGACACGUUAUACUGAAUGACUAUGUAUGGUUGUCCUGUCAUUGGAAUUCUCUAAUGUACUGAAAAUGAGGUCUAAAUAUUUCAUUGUUUAAUAUGAAAUAAAUAAGAAACUGAAUUGGUGCAGUGUAACCUAGAAGAUAAGCAGGAGUAAAAAUUAUAACUUUGAUGUAUAUGGGCUAGUUUGGUCAGAUAAUUAUAAAGAAAAGCAAUUUCAGUGCAAUUUUGAAUAGAAAGUGUUGAAAAUCUAAAAAUGUUUCAAUUUCACUGUUUAGUGUGUAUUUUUUUAACCUAGAAGUUGAACAGGGAUAAAAAUUGAAAGUUGUUUAGUUGAAAACAAAAAAACAACAACAGUGCAAUGUUGCAGAGAAAGUGUAGAAAAUCUAAAAAUUUUACUAUUUCACUGUUUAGCGUGUAUUGUUUUAACAAAAUGCAUAUUUACAGCCUGAAUAUUGCUAAAUUUUUAUAUUUCAGUGGUAAGAUUAUGUAUAUUUACAGCCAAAGUGUGUGAUUUAGGUGCAAAUUAGAGUAAAAAGUGAUAAAAUUUGGCAAAAUAAGCCACAACAAGGAAAAGUGGUCUAAGAUUAUGUCGAGACAAUUAUUUUGGAAAAAAUUUGGUGCGCUAGCAUACGUUUACUGAAGAAAAAAAAGAAACCGUAAAACCUUGAAAAUUGAUUUCAUCAAACUGAAACUGAUAUUUUUCAUGCAUUAGGUUACUGGUACAAUGUGUGCAAAAGCAACACUUCGAUAGUAUAGAAAGGUUUCCUUAAAGUAGUGAUUGCACAAAACAGGACAAUUCAUUAAUAUCACUAACUAAAUAUCAAGCAUUUGAAUAUUUAGAACCAGUUUUUAAAUAUUUUACAGAAAAAACUAAACCAUGUAUUUUUUGUUUCAUCAUGGGCCUUCUGUCUGUACAUGAUGCAUGGGUGCUUUGGAAUUUUUGUUGCCAUGGCAACACAACAUUUUUUGUAAAAUAUGGUAAAAGUUUAUUUGUCUUAGAUAAUUGAGUUUCUAGGUUCUGAAUGACCGUAAGAAAUACAAUGAUUUUCCAGUAAUUAAUACUAUUUAUUAUGCAAUCAUUUCGUCAAGUCACUAACUGGAACGGCCCAAAUACAUUUAGAUAUUUAGAUAUAUAUUUUGUCAAUGGUCAAACCUCAUUCUAACAUUAACGGUCGAUAUUGCAUUUCCAAAAGCAUUGCUUCAAUGUAAGUACAAGUAGAAAAAAAACAAGAAAAAAGCUAUUUCCACGAAGUUCAAAUGUAUGAACUGUCAAAUUAUGCCAAUAAUGAAAAUCACAUUCAUAUUUUCAUAUUUGCAAUGUAUACAUAUUGUAUUUUGUCGUUUUAGAGUGUAAAAUUGUGUCUGGAUAUCUUGUAAAUUAUGUAGCCAUUUAUAUUUCAAAAAUUAAGUUCGUCUUUAUUGUACACAUGCUAUUAGUUAUACUCGUUUUGUAUAAAUUUUCUGUAUAUGUCAUCUCACUUCAGCACGAACAGCUUCUGAUGAGCUCAAAGGUAGUUAGAUAUCCGUCGUCUGUUCGUCCAAGGCCAAACCUUUUCGUCUACCUUGGUUUGUUUACCCUCCAGUAUCCACCAAAUCAAACAAGAAGGUACAGACAAUAGGGCUUUUUCCUGUCUUGUUUGUAGGUAAACAAUCCAUCAAGGGAUUUUAAUAUUACUAGGCAUUGAACCCUAGCUUCAAGGUCAAGGCCACACUUGUAGGUCAAAUAUCAAUAGGGAUUUUUCCUGUCCUGUUCAAAACUUUGUCAUCCAUUGACAUAAAUUUGAAUAAAUGUUACCCAUAAUGAAACAAUGUGUCUUAGCUCAAACGUAAAUUUCAUGCUUUGAUGUCAAAUCUUUCUAGGUUUAUCUGUCCGGACAAAACUUCUUUCAUCCAUCAAUGGAUUUAAUUUUUACUUGACACAAAUAUCCUCCAUAAGGAAGGAAUCUUUCGUGCGAAACACUGAGAUCCCAAUUUCAGAGGUUAAGGUCAAUGUUACAGGUCAAAGUUCAGUUGGUGUUUUCCUGUCCUGUCCGUAACUCUGUCAUCCUUCAAGGGAUUCUUAUAUUUCUUGGUAUAAAUGUUUCCAAUAAUGAGCCAGAUUGUCAUGCGCAACACCCAGGCUCUAGCUCAAAGGUUAUACUUGGAGAUCAAAGGUCAAAGGAUUUUCUGUUCAGCCCAUAGCUCCGUCAUGCAUCAAGGAAUUUUAAAAUUACUUGGCACAAAUGCACAAAUGCCUCCCAUAAUGAGACAAUGUGUCGCACGCAACACUGAUAUCUCAAGCUCAGAGGUCCGAUCAAGGUCAAACAUGGAGAUAAAAAAUCAAAGUUUUUUUGUCCUGUUUAGUCCAUAGCUUCGCCAUCCAUCAAAAGAUUUUAACAUUACUUGGCACAAAUGUUCCAGAUAAGUGACAACUUGUCGCGUGCAAUAAUCAGAGUAAAAGUUUAACACCGUUUUUUCUUGUCUAGUACAAAACUCUAUUAUCAGUCAGGAGGUUUUAAUAUUACGUGGCACAAAUGUUCACUGAACGAGACAGUAUGGCAUACACAACACCAAGACCACUGACUCAAAGCUCAAGAUUACACUCGGGGGUCAAAGGGCAACAGAUUUUUUUCUUGUGCGGGUUAUACCUCAUCCGUCAAAAAGAUUUUACUAUACAUUGGCAAAAAAAUUCCCCAUGAUAAAUUAUUGUGUCAUUCACAACAUUCAGAUCCCUGGCUGAAAUGUCAAUGUCACACAUAGAGUUUUUUGCCUUUAAAUAUUUUGGUUAUUUUUCUUGUCCUGUCUACAGUUUUUUUCAACCUUGCAUAGAUAUUUAAAUAGUUUUGUAAUGAUAUUCAACAUAACAAGCUCAUGUGUCAUAUGGACCAAAUAAAAAAUCUUGGUCCAUUUUCUUCAUUUUUACUUUUCUGUAAUAUGAUGAAGUAUUUCAUUGCAUUUUCCUCUUAUUUUCUUACCAAGAAUGAAAUGUUAUUACAAUAUUUAUUGUAUUUAUAAAUGUUAUUAGCAAUCAUAAACUGUAGAUUUUGUAUAUGCACAUUUUAAUCCAAACAUUUUGUGUUUUUACAUAUUGUAUAUAUAAUAUGGUUAUUAUUAUAGUAGAUCCAUCUGGGAUGCUGUAUUCGGCUUAAGUCGAAUUCGUCAGAUCGUAUCUUACGAGGCACGCAAGCUCUGAGUGUCAGCCGUCCAUGCAAAAUCCACGAGGACCGAAUACAAAAUCCCAGCUCAAGCUACUGUUGUAAUGACCAUUUUAUUAUUCAAAUCCAUCUUUUUGUUUUUGUUUUGUUAUCGAACGAAUUCUUAAAAGUUUAUCAUAAGUAUUCAUAGAACUGUGUCAGCUUAUGCAUACUAAAUGACAGUAGUCCGGUGAUAUACAAUACAAAAGGUACAAUACGGAAUUUUUCUGCCUGUUCAUAUUUACCUGUGAAAUGCAAGCUGUGCUUUUUACAUAAUUUAUAUAGGUAUAUAGAAGAGCACUUUAUUGUAUAUACAUCAUUAACAGAUAUCACAUCAUAAAGAUAUGAUGCAGUUGAGAUUGUUACAGUAACCUUCCAGAAGAGGACUUCGUAUUGCACGACAAUAUUUUUUCAUUCACUUGUUUUUACUCACUCUCACAUUAUUUUAUUUGCAGCGUCAUAUACAAUCAAACUUCGUUUGUUCGAACUCGGAUAAUACGUGCACCACCCUUUGCUCGAACUCAUCGUCAGGUCCUGGCAAUGUCACUGUAAAACGUGUAAUGUCUGAUGGUUUGAACUACUGAUAACUCGAACACAUUUACCAAGUCAUGUUGAGUUCGAGCGAACGAAGUUUGAUAGUAUACAUUAAAUGCCGAACAGUUUGGACAUGAAUAUGUUGAAAACUUUCACCCUAACUGUGAAACUACAUUUCUUAACCAAAUUCAAAAAACACGCAAUUCAAAUGUCUUACGCAUUAUAUCAUUUAUCUAUCUAUUCUUUUUAUUGCUUGUAACGUCUAUUAAGUAUAUUCUUAUUUAUUUAUUUAUUUGGGUUUUACGGCGCACCAACACGGUAAAGGUUAUAUGGCGCCAAACAGGACUACAAAUUUUGGUUUCACAUCUCGUUUACAUCGAAAUAAAAACAUGAGGUAUGGAAUCAAAAUUUGCAUACCUGCUGGAAUCACAGAGUUACAGCAAAAUCAUGUUUUAAGACCCUAUUAGUCGCCUUUUACGAUCAUACAAGGGUAAGGCAGUGGUUCUAAUUCUUUUCAUACAUAGAUCGUCCCAGAAUCACAUGGGGCAAGUUUAUUCUUAGUUAGUAUAUUACCAAGAACCCUACUGAAAAUAAGCUAUCGGGCUUUCAGGGGCAAUCCAAUGUCAUUGAACACUGUCAUAUGCAUGUGUAUACAUACCGGAUUUUUUUAAACACCAAAAAUGUUUACACACUUCUACAGAUAUUUCAUGAUGGUAACCAAGUUACUGCCGAAACAAUAUUUUAAAAUAGCUUUCUGUGAAACCGAAUUUUUUACAUUUAAUUGAAAGAUUUUAUACGAUGCUACAUUGGUAUAAUUGAUCAACAUCCUCAAAUAACCUUUUGUUAAUUAAUUUA